Branchiostoma floridae (Florida lancelet) is the source of this 396-nucleotide messenger RNA. Its product is annotated as transmembrane protein 251-like. The coding region runs from base 1 to 396 and encodes 131 amino acids. The record is from RefSeq and is a predicted model, not a curated record. Lineage: Eukaryota; Metazoa; Chordata; Leptocardii; Amphioxiformes; Branchiostomatidae. The transcript has a single exon.
AUGAAUUUCCGACAGCGCAUCGCCUGGCUCCUGGUCUUCACCUUCCUGCUGGCCAGUACGUGGAUGUCGUACUACGUGUUUGAGAUCUCGGACUCGUACAACGUGCUGGCGCUGGAGCACAUCCAGUCCACGGCGCAGCAGGACCCCAGCGAGCUCACCUGGCGACAGACGCUGACCACGAAACUGGUCGCCGUCCCGUUCUGGAUGUGGUUGUUACUUCUCCUGGUGCCUUACCUGCAGGUGUUCUGCCUUCUCAUUGCCUGCACCAAACCCGAUCCGGACAGAAUGGCGUACGGGAUAUGGCCGUUAUACCUGUCCACAGUCUGCAGGAACAGUAAAGGACAGGCCAACAGUUCUUUCCACCACGCUAAUGGGUCCAAACUGCAGCACAUGUGA